AUGCUCGAAUCCGUCUUUCAGCCCGUCGCCGAUGCGGCUGGCGCACCCGUCGACUACAUCAAGCUGUUCAGCUGUCUGCUCGCUGCCUUUCCUCUAGCAGCCGCAUUCCCUUACCUGCCAUCGCCGACGUCCAAGCACCUCUACAGCCUGGCUCUGUCGUUUGUCUUCUUCGUCCCCGUGCUCAAUCUCUACUCGGGCUUUCUCCAACUCAUCGGCUCGGCACUCGUGACGUACUUCAUCUGCAAGUUCAAAAUCGGCGGCAAGAACAUGGGCUGGUUGGUCUUUGCGCUGCAGAUGGGCCACUUGACCUACAAUCACGCCGUGCGCAAGUUUGGCGGCAUCCCGCUGUCGACCAUCGAGAUCACGGCCAUGCAGAUGGUGGCGGUCAUGAACCUCACCACUUUUGCAUGGGACUGCUAUGACGGCCAGAUCCGCACCGCGGAACAGUGCGACGACUCGCAAAAGCAGAGUCGCAUCACAACCAUGCCGUCCCUGCUCGAGUUCUUGGGCUACGUGUUCUACCUCCCAGGGGUGCUCAUCGGCCCUGCUACCCGCUUCUGCGACUACAAGGCCUGGUCCACCGGCGAGCUCUACGCCUCUCCCAAGGGCAAGGAGAAGGCUGUCACCGCACCUUCGCUUCCCCCCGGUCGUCUCUUCGCUUCUUCCGUCUCGCUGCUCGCUGGUCUGGGUUUCAUGGCUAUCUACUCGGUCUUCGCCCCUGCCUACUCUUACGAAAAGCUCAUUGGUCUGCACGGUGGAAUUGACCACUUGGCUUGGUACCAAAGGCUCCUCUGGAUCCAAGUGGCCGGCUUCAUGGCACGUACCAAAUACUACGGCAUCUGGUCCUUGACCGAUGGAGCCUGCAUCUUGUCGGGGCUGGGGUACAACGGUGUUGAUGCAAAGACGGGUAGGACCAAGUGGAACCGGUGCCGAAACAUCGACAUCCCCAAGAUCGAGUUUGCCAACAACUGGAAGGAGCUGCUGGACCAUUGGAACAUGAACACCAACGUGUGGCUGCGCAACAACGUCUACAAGCGCAUCGCGCGUCCCGGGAAAAAGCCAGGCUUCAAGUCGACCAUGACCACCUUCUUCACCUCGGCCUUCUGGCACGGGCUCGAGCCUGGUUACUACCUGUCGUUCAUCUUGGCCGGAUUCAUGCAGUCUGCAGCCAAAUCGCUGCGACGUCACGUCCGCCCGCUGUUCUUCACCCAACCCAACGUGCCCAAUCCGACGUUCUCGAACGUGCUCACCUUCUCCCCCGCCCAACUGGCCUACUGCACCGCGUCCGUCAUCGUCUCGCAAGUGACGCUCAAUUACGCCGUGGCGCCGUUCAUGCUGCUCGAGCUCAAGGCGUCGAUCCAGGGCUGGAAGGCGGUGUACUUUUACGGCCAUGUGCUGACGUUUGUGGCGAUCAUGGCGUUCCAGAACGGACUGGGUAAAGCGUUGGAUAAGAGGAGUGGUAAGGCCAAGUCGAAGAGGGAGGUGAAUGGAGCCGCGUUUGCGUCUGGAUUCACGACGGAUGCGGAUAGCGAUGCGGAAGGGGUGAGGAGGAGGGUGGCGAGGAAGCACAAGGUGGACGAGCAGGCGGAGGAUGUGACUGCGUUGGCGCCCGAGCCGAUUUCGUAG
Messenger RNA from Sporisorium graminicola, 1626 nucleotides. RefSeq lists its product as uncharacterized. The record is from RefSeq and is a predicted model, not a curated record. The transcript has a single exon. Bases 1 to 1626 code for a protein of 541 amino acids. Gene Ontology annotation, biological process: glycerophospholipid biosynthetic process; lipid modification. Gene Ontology annotation, molecular function: 1-acylglycerophosphocholine O-acyltransferase activity; 1-acylglycerol-3-phosphate O-acyltransferase activity. Gene Ontology annotation, cellular component: endoplasmic reticulum; membrane. Lineage: Eukaryota; Fungi; Basidiomycota; Ustilaginomycetes; Ustilaginales; Ustilaginaceae.